CCACAGCAGCAUCAUGGUGCUGCACCACAGAAAGGACCCAACACACACACACACCCUUUCUCUCUGACUCCCAGUCUUUCACUAUUGCUGUCCGCGUUGCUCAGUCUCACAUACACGUGCUGCAAGGGAGAUUUGAGCACAGGGUUGCACUCAGAUCAACCCCCCUCCCUUCUCUCUCUCUCUCUGUUCUUCCUCCUUCUUCACUUUCCCUAUUCACCUUGCCUCCUCAGUCUACAUGGUACAUUAUUGCGUCAGAGCCACACAGAUCCUGCAAGAAGCAUGCCAGGGGAGAGCAGUCAUAGAUCUGUCCCCGGCGACAAGCAUCAGGACCUGGGAGAUGAGGAGACGGGGCUUCCGGGACCAGGCAUGACAAGACAUCCAUCUACAGAAUCUACUCCAAGUGAUAGUGGUUCCUCUCCGAACGAUAGUGGAUCGAGCCCGUCUCCCAGCACUCCACAAAAGCUUCUCCCAGGAUCCUCCUCUCCAUUUGGGCCAAGACUAUUUCAUGUGAAACCCAGCUCCUCUGGUACUCCAAGACCACAGCCCGAAGGGUCAGAUAAUCGCAUUAACCCAGCCAGACUAUUGGGAAAACUGGGUGGUCAUGGUCCAUUCAACCGCCACAUUCCUGUUAAGAUGGAACGAAUAAAGGUUCUUACUGGAUCUGAGGUGGAAAGUGACUAUCCAGAGUCACAGACUAUCGACACAAGAGUUGUGAUGGGUGAAGAGACGCUGCUCAAAACAACAGAAGUUCUUCAAGGGGAGGUCCCCACUCAGCCUAAAGCUCAAGCUAUCCCUUUGCCAUAUCUCCCAAGUUUUCCAUGUUCUCAGCUGCAAACAAGAGAGUUAAAACUAGAUAGCAUCAACAAAGAAAUCAGAUCUGAAAUCCCCCAGAAACCAGAGGAUCAGGAAAAGGAACAUGCACAGGACGUAAUUAAAAACAUUUCCUCCCUAUCUCCUAAAUCAGUUACAAAAUUUGAUGAAAUAAAAAAAGACAGCAGAAAAGACAAGGAGACCCUCUCUCUAGAUGAAGUGCCUUCACUCCCUUUUCCAGAGCUGUCUUGUCCAGUUGCGCUGUCCUUUACUGAACCAACCUGUCCCGUUGACCCCCUUCGAGUUGGCAUUCCCUCAUCUAUUGACCCAGAUCUUUACUAUACAGCUCCAUCCACUCCAAUCAAGAUGGCUACUCACUGCUUGCACCUUAAACAUCAUUCCUACCCUGGCUCCCCUGCAUCUCCUCUUUCCCCUGGUACUCCAUCUGACAGUGAAGACCUUUAUUCCCCUCUUACUUCUCCAUCUGGCUCUUACAUAACAGCAGAAGGAGGCAGCUGUAGAUCUUCUUAUACAUCCUCCACCUCCCCAUCCACUUCUCCCAACCUCCUCCUUAUAGAAGAAACACAAGAGGCACCUGCUUGCUUUGUGAGCUCUUUGUCAGAAAUUGGAGAUGAGGUUGCAGAGGAGAGGGGGCGAUUGGUCACAGCACAAGAGGAGGAAAGGACAGAGGACUUCAGUUUGUACCAUCCUGGGGAAUUUGUUAUAAAUUCACAGAUAGAUAUAGCAGAGACCAUCAUUUCUGAAGAUGAUGAUACCCCAAAAGGAGAAGAGGCUAAGAUUUCCAGAACUAGUCGCCCAUGCUGGGUGACAGAGAAUAUCCCCUCUGCAAAAAGCAGUAGCAGCAGUGACUCCCAGGAUGAUGAAGUUGAAUCAGAAAGCUCCUUUUACCCUUUAGAUGAGACAACUGUAAACAGAGCUGGGUACUUUAGACCCACUCAAUCAGGCCUGAAACUAAUUCUUGAGGGUUGCUUAUCAGAAGAACAUUUUAGACAGAUGCAGGCCCACCAAGAUAUCCCCAACUCUGCAUUGACCCCUGACAAAGAGAACAUGGCUAUGGCAUCUUCAAGCCUUGGUCCUGACUCACCAUUCCUUCCCCUGGAUGAUUUCUGCCCUGGAGCAUUCGAAAGGCUUGGCCAAAGCUCCUUCAUGCUCUCACAGGGUGCAUGUUCUGAAGAUAUAAAUGAUGAGGAGAGGAUGAUACCUGCUUCCCUCAUCUCCUUUCCACUUCAUACAAGCCUAAUCUUUAAGGCUGACUCGAUGGAAAUCACCCUUUUCCCUACAGAAGAAGAAAAUGAAAUAGAUGUCAGUGACAGAAAUGAAAGACAAGAUGUUGAUGCGUAUGCUGCAGGAGAGGAAGAGGCAGAUGUAGAAGAUCAUGAUGAAGAUGAUGAACUGGAUCAUUAUGAUUAUCAUAAUGAGGGUGACAAUACUGACUCCAUACCAGAUGAUGGUGAAAGGGAAGAACCUAAUGACAGUGGGGAUGCAAACAGGCAGCCAGAGCUAGGUGAGAAAGCUGAGGUAGAAGUGAAAGCUGUGGAAGAAGAGGAAGAAGGGAGAGAGGAGAGGGAAGAUGAGCUAGAAGAAGAAGAUGAUGAUGAUGAUGUUGACGAUGGAUGUGAUAGCAAAGCUGUGGUAGAUGAAGCUGAGGAAAGCUCAGCAUCCCUCCUUCAUUCACUUUCAGAAAUGUCGAUCAAUGAAGGGUUAGAUGAAUCAUUCUGCUACCAAGAUAACACAGAUGACUCUUUAGAUUCCGCCUCUUAUAAUGGGGAGGAAGAUGAACGACUGUACAGCACUGAGAGACAUGCACAAUCUCUGGAACCUCUACCAGCAGACAGCUCAGAUCUAGCUGAAAUCCAAUCAGAGACUGAACAGGAUCCUUUGCACACACAAGUAAACAUUGUCAAAGAAGAGGAUCAAUCCAAAUCUACUGAUCUGUCUGAAACCAUUGUAGCCCACCCUAAAGAUGACAGCCUACAAUUGGUACCUUGGGAAGUGCCUAUGGGCCCUAAGCCUCAAGAUGGUGUGAAACCUACCAUUAGAGAAAAUGAAAUAAAAAACUCAGAUAGUCAGCAACCACUUGAACCUUCAAAAGUUAACUCUUUCCAACAAGACUUCCAAUCUGAACUUAAUAAUAGAGAUGGGAAAAGCCAAAUAAGUACUGGUGUCUCUUUAAACCCUCUGGCAAAGCCUCUAGAUAACCCCUGUUCUUUUGUAUCCGCUAUUCCUGUUACUAUUCAUACAUCACCUGAUUCUGCAACUGAGUACACUAGUUUUCCUCCUUCUCUCACCUGUGUUGAGGAGAGAAAAAAAGAUUUAGCUGAAGAGAUUCUUAGGGCAAAAGAUGUUGAUUUGAAACUACCUUCAACUCAGACUGAGCACACAAGAAAACCUGAAAGAGAUUCCUUCAAACUGCUCAUAAAGCCUCGUCAGGGCCACUCUGAAAGCCAAAGGACUGUUGGGGCAAGCAGAGUUGCCCUGUCAAAGUCUUUCUGUGGUAAAAACGAUGUGCCCGGUGAAGGAAGAUCUCUUUGUAGGCCAGGUCUUAACAGGGACUCUGAUUUCAAGCUCGAUCAUAGUACUAAGCAUGCCUCAGCUGAUUCAGGGAGCGUAGAGUUUAAAAAAAAGGAUUCUUCUCCACCACGGAAUAUUGUUACUCCUACCAAUGACUUGAAUAAAGGCUUUGUUCUGCUGUCCUCUCCCAAAGAUCCAAAUUCCAACCCGAGUAAUAUCCCUGUUUCUACUUCCCAAGAAAAGAUUUCAGAACUUGGCGAUAACUUAGCCCUCACUCCUGAACACUGCCCAAGAGACUCUUCCCUGGAGAACCUAAGAGAGAAUACUUUAAGUACAGAUGAUGGGGUACUAGGAGCUGUAGGAUCUUUACACUCCCCCCUAGCAAUCUCUCCCAAAAGAGAGAAUUCAGAGACAGAUAUCAGCAGAGAUACAGUUUCUGAAUCUGGGGCGUGGUGUGAUGCCAGAGUUGGUUUAGGUUUUGGUCUUGGAUUUGGAUCAGGGUCAGAGUUUGGUGUUUGGGGUGGGGGGGAAUCACUUUCUUUGUCCCUGGGUAAGAAGUAUGAGUUAGAGGCAGAUAGUCUUCUUAUGUGUGACACAGAAGGCCAAAGAACAGAGACGGCUUUGGUUUCUAACAUGAGCAGUGAACUAUGUGAAAACUAUGACAAUGUUCUUGGUUCUAUUCUAGAUGAGGAAGAUAACAACAGUCAGAGUGGUAAAAAUGACCAAAUUUUGGAUAAAGAGUUGGUAGAAGAGGGAAUAUCAGAGUCCAACUUAGUCCACUGGAAAUCUAUUGAAGAGAUUUCAGAGGCAGGUGGAGGAGAGGACGGAAGUGCCAGAUUUCUGGAGGACAUAAGCAAUUUGAACCCAGGCAAUAAUAAUGAUAAAAAGGAAACACAAAUACAAGACGAUUGGAAGAGUUCGACUGAAUCUGCCUAUGAGUACUUUGAUAAAGGCAUGUAUGGGAGCCUAAAUGCUCUGUCAGGUGAAAUGAGACACCAGAGUGUCAGUGUCACUGCCAAAGAAUCUGUGUCUAAUAUUCCACUUGAAGAGGUGCCACUCCAGAUUUCUGACAGGACUCUUAAAGAAGAAGCAAAACCAUCAGAGGAUCCCAUUAAUAAAAUGGCAGACACAAAGGAUAGUAUUUAUAUAAUCUCAGCAAACAAUAACACUGAUAUGACUGCAAAACCCAAAAAUGCUGAUUUCCUGUAUGAAGCGGAGUCAAGAUAUGACACUAUUCCAGAGCAUCAGUCCAGUUAUGUAGGGAAUAAUGCAUUUUCUUUGCCAGAGGGAUCAUUUGGAUAUUUCCCCCUUAAAUGCAGAUCUAACAUCACUAGACUGAGGAGCACACAUAAAGAUGACACAGAGAUGUUGCAGCAUCAGAGCCACAAUCAAAAAAAUUGUAACAUCAGCCCUGAAAUGAACAGCACUAUGGACGAACCAAAGAUUACUGAUGCCUUUUUACAAAGGCAUGAUGUUGUUUGUUACUCAAUGGAAGAGGGUGCGGAGGUCAAACAAAAACAAAGAGGUGAUGAAAAUAAAAAAAUGGGUGAAAAUCAAAGAAAUCAAAAAAUGUCUUCUGCUACACUGAUUGACUCACAACACUUUGAGAGACUCGUACAAAAAGGCAAACUUUGCACUGAUACACAAGCGGCUUCUGCAAAAGGGAAGAAAAGAAAGCAAAAUAAACUUCGGACAUCUCAGGCAGGUGGUAGCAAAGACUUUAGCCCUGAGCCUGUCCAAGAUCCAAAGCAAUGCUCCACCCAACCAAACUCUACACUAGGGGGAUGCUCAGACGGGUCUCCAGACAUUAUUAAAAUUGAGCCAGACUGCAAAGCUAACAUGUUUUCAUCACCAGAUUUACAGCAAGGAACAUCUGGGCCACACAAAGGUGAAUCCAUUUCAAAGUCGGAGGGACAUAAGUUCAGCAGUACUGACGAAAAAUCUCCAAGACAAGAGCAAUGCAAAUUCAACAAAGGUAGAACAGAUAACCUUAAUGCAAUGAUGUCGAUUAACCAAGACUCACACCAGAAACAAGAAGUACUUGAUAACAGACCAUUGUGUGAUAGUCAGAGAGAAGGAACAGUGGACUUUAAUGACAACAACAUAGACAAUGGCCCCAGCAAACCUCAAAAUAUCACCUCAUACUCUCUGCCCCUGCAAUCCCCACCUUCCUCCCCACCUUGUGCCUCAAUAGAGUCACUGGAUGACCUUUCUACACCUGUCCAGGAAUCCCAGCCUAUCUUCCCAACCCAGCAACAAUCAUUACAGUCCGGGGGUUCAGGAAUCCCCCCAAACACAAAUCCCCAAGUGAUCAAUGAUAUCUUUUUAACACCAUCAUCUAAAAGUGUCUCUUCUCCCCCAAUGCCUUCCAACAUGCCGAUAGCCUUGUCCAAAGCUACCCAAGAAACGGAGAGUCUAGAUUCAGCAUAUGUUACAGAUUAUUCUCAACCAAAUUUACAAUCUGUUGUCAGCACCCAGUCCCAGAAGCAGGUGAAGGAUGAAUUUACCCGGUUAUCCCCAGACAAUUGUAGAGGUACUAGUGUAACUGAAGAGGAACCAGGCAGGGAGGAUUGUUGUGGGGGACUCAAGCAGGAUCACACAAAUAAUCCUAAGGGAGCUGGAGAAGACAGAAAUGGAUCUCUGAAAAAUGAGUCUGGUCCAGCAGAUGAGCAAGAAAUCCAAUCCUUCUCCAGCCACCGCCCAACUGGCACACCAUCAAUCAGCCAUGACCUCAGCAUUUGUGAAGAGAUUGAUCUGUCUGUUAAAAACAACAGUUCCACUUUGGCUUCCUGCAAUGAAUCUGAGAGUGAAGGUUCGAUGCCUGAUCUUGAGGAGCUAGAGCCUCUCAGACCAUCUGAGCCACCAUGUAUUUCCAGUGCAGAUGAUGGCUUGAACAGACCAAAACAAAGUCGCAGUGAAAAGAAGGCACGCAAGGCCAUGUCUAAACUGGGUCUGAAGCCAGUCCAUGGUGUGACCAGAAUUACGAUCAGGAAGUCCAAGAGUAUCUUGUUUGUUAUCAGCAGGCCAGAUGUUUUCAAAAGUCCUAUGUCUGAUAUUUAUAUCGUAUUUGGAGAGGCAAAGAUUGAGGACUUAUCUCAGCAGGCUCACAAAGCAGCUGCAGAGAAAUUCAAGGUGCCUGUCUCCCCCUCUCCAUUGGCUCCCCCUGCUCCACCAAGCCUUACCAUCAAGGAGGAGAGUGAAGAGGAGGAAGAGGAGGUGGAUGACGGAGGUCUGGAGCAGAGAGACAUUGAACUGGUGAUGGCUCAGGCCAAUGUGUCACGAGCCAAGGCCAUCCGCGCACUCAAACACAACAAGAACGACAUUGUGAAUGCUAUUAUGGAGCUGACCAUGUGAAGACAGAGGACAGUUGAUUCCCAGCACCCUUUCUCCUGCCUAUAAAGCCCAAGUACCACAUACUCUUCUCUAUCGCUGCUGCUGUAUGUUGUAUCCCCACUCUGCUCAAUAAAGUCUAAGAAAAGUUCCAGUGUGAACUCUGUAAGCAAUAAGGCUUGUUCUUCCAGGAAGACUCAAAACAGAGCUACAUACAGCAAAACAUGGUGACAAAAUCAUUUUGCCAGGUUUAAACUACAAAUAAGCCAAUAAUGUGAUUUAUGUGUGAUAAACAGUAGUUAAUAACUGUGAACUGGAAAUUUAAAAAGAAAAAUUGUAGAUUAAAUCUAGAUUAAUGCUCCUUUUCCCAAGUUUCCAGACUGAUAAUUCCAUUAACCAUCUGGCUGUACCUUCAGGCUCCAUUAUCCUGUUAGGUUGGAACUCUUACUACAGUCCUAAGUAUUUUGUUGCUUUUAACAAGCAUGUUUCUUUACCCUCCCCGUUAUGGGCAGCCACAGAUUGGUCGGAUUGAAACUAUAUCAUGCUCUUUUCCAUUUCUGUGUAAUUUUCAAAUAUUGUUUUGUAACCUUCCUUUAAAUUUCCCCACUUCCUUCCCAUAGACUUGUGUCUGCUGUGUUUCUACUACGCUCUUGGUUAAUGUCCUCUGACAAACCUCUAAGGCCUUUAAUGAACAGGUUAAGUUAUAGAUU
Messenger RNA from Cyprinodon variegatus (sheepshead minnow), 7382 nucleotides. RefSeq lists its product as uncharacterized. Bases 280 to 6696 code for a protein of 2138 amino acids. Gene Ontology annotation, biological process: protein targeting to membrane. The transcript is spliced from 10 exons. The record is from RefSeq and is a predicted model, not a curated record. Gene Ontology annotation, cellular component: nascent polypeptide-associated complex; cytoplasm. Lineage: Eukaryota; Metazoa; Chordata; Actinopteri; Cyprinodontiformes; Cyprinodontidae.